Molecule: messenger RNA, 1685 nt
Organism: Periophthalmus magnuspinnatus
Lineage: Eukaryota; Metazoa; Chordata; Actinopteri; Gobiiformes; Gobiidae
Gene: tmx2a
Product: thioredoxin-related transmembrane protein 2a
Exons: 8
Coding region: 85-1002 (305 amino acids)
Biological process (GO): brain development
Cellular component (GO): membrane-bounded organelle
Molecular function (GO): disulfide oxidoreductase activity
Source: RefSeq, a predicted model, not a curated record
ACACGCACUGACCAGCCCCUCGUUACUUCAGCUGUCACUUCUCAGUCUCGCUUUGACCGGUGUUGUCCUGUGGUGUCUUCAAGCAUGGGCCUAAUCACGGGAAUUUUUGCUUUUCUUUACCAUUUUCCACAGAUUUACAAAUGGCUCCUCAAACCGUAUUAUAUCAUCUCGUUUCUUAUGACCGUUGCAUUUCUUGCUGUGCGAAAAGCGCCUGGACUUUGCGAACACUUGGCUUCACAACGAGAAGACGGCAACUCCUGCGACUUUGACUGGAGAGAAUGGGAGAUUCUAAUGUUCCUUUGUGCCAUUGUGAUGAUGAAAAACAGGAGAGCCAUUACUCUGGAGCAGCACAUUGGAAACAUUUUCCUCUUCAGCAAAGUGGCAAAUGUGAUUUUAUUCUUCAGACUCGACAUUCGACUCGGGAUCCUUUACGUCGUACUCUGUCUUGUGUUUGUGAUGACCUGUAAGCCACCUCUCUACAUGGGACCAGAAUAUAUUAAAUACUUCAGUGACAAGACCAUAGAUGAGGAGCUUCAGCACGAUGGUCGUGUCACAUGGAUUAUUGAAUUCUAUGCAAACUGGUCAUCCGACUGCCAGUCAUUUGCUCCUGUUUUUGCCGAUCUUUCCCUCAAAUACAACUGUGCUGGACUUCGGUUUGGCAAAGUGGACAUUGGACGCUAUGGAGAAGUUUCUCAAAAGUACAGGGUUAGCACAUCACCGCUGGCAAAGCAGCUUCCAACACUGGUGCUUUACCAAGGAGGUCGGGAGAUCAUGAGACGCCCAAUGGUUGACAACAAAGGAAGAGCUGUAUCUUGGACUUUUAAUGAGGAAAACAUUAUCAGGGAAUUUAACCUAAAUGAGAUCUUCCAAAAAUCCAAAAAGCUUAACAAAAGUCGUGGGUUGAAAGAAGAUGGACCAAACGGUUUUGAGCCAGAAGAGGACAGUAAUGAGUUUGAAACAGAAAACCAAACUGAGAGUUCAGAGAGCAAGAAGGACAAGUGAUGGAGAUGUGGGGUUAAGUCUAAGAUGUCUGUGUAAUCCCUCAGACGUCCAAGUAUGAGCCAUAGUGAAAGAAAAAUAUAAAAUCUAUCAGCUGGACAAAAAGUUGUAGUGAAGACGUUUUGCAGCUCAUCCAAGCCGCUUCUUCAGUUCUGGUCAGAUUACUGGUGGACACUGCCUUAUAUCUAUCUGAAGGGAGGAGCUAACAGCACUGAAACAAAAACACCAAUUGUUUACAGUUUACAGUUUACAGUAAACAGAUCAAACUGAACUGAAGAAGCGGUUUCGAUGAGCAGCAAAAUGUCUUGACUCCUACUGCUUUUUGUUCAGUUGAGAUUCUCUUUUUUUUUUUUUAAACUUCAAAUCUAAGAUGUUGUCAAUCAUCAGCAUUAUUUAUAAAUGUGCCAUUGGGCCUUAUAUUAUGAUAUCAAAAGUUGAAGGUCAUUAGACAGCUGUAACACAUGUAUGCUUGAGUAACUGUGCUGCUAAGACAGUGUGGUCUAUUUACAUGUAAUUGUAUGGGUUGGACUUUAAACCCAGCAGUCAACUUGAAUAUUUACAUAUCAAAAUGAUUGUGUUGCCUGAAAAGAUGUAUUUAUUGGUAGUUUGUCAUCAAUCGUUUACUGAAGCUUUUUUCAUAUGUUUGAUUAUCCAAAUGCCAGAAUUAAAUGUUUUACUGGAACACC